Manihot esculenta (cassava) is the source of this 2230-nucleotide messenger RNA. RefSeq names its product probable serine/threonine-protein kinase PBL9. Gene Ontology annotation, biological process: protein phosphorylation. Gene Ontology annotation, molecular function: protein kinase activity; ATP binding. The transcript has 7 exons. Bases 545 to 1759 code for a protein of 404 amino acids. The record is from RefSeq and is a predicted model, not a curated record. Lineage: Eukaryota; Viridiplantae; Streptophyta; Magnoliopsida; Malpighiales; Euphorbiaceae.
UCAUUGUCGACGAAAAAGGUUCAAAAGCAUAUUAUAGAAAAAUUAGUAGAUUACUAAAAUCCAACUGUUACGGCCAGAAAUUGAGGCGCGGAAGAAAUCCAAGAAAAAGGAAGUUGCUUUAAAGCCAAGCCAGGCAAAGAAGAUGGGAAGUGGAGCCAGAAUUGAUGAUGGUGAAACUAUACAUGACUUGUUGGAUUCUUUGAUAGAAACCAAAUCUAACGGUGGAGAGUGGUGGCUGCCACUGCAUGCUUAUCUGCUCUGACUUGACUCUGAAUUGUGUCUUCUGGGAGAGACAGCAAGAGAGAUAUGGCGGGUAUUAAACACGUUGAGCUUCAACAGUGAUCAGCUCGCCAUCAAUGCAAUUCAUUCACCUCUGUCUUCCUAUCAAUCUAAAGCUCUAGGCUUUAGCUCAAACCUGGUCAACUUGCUCUCUCUCUCGCUACCAUAUUUGUGACUCUACUUCUUUGUGUGUAAUUUGUUAUUGGAGUAACAAAAGGAGAGGAAAAGAGCUUCAAAAGGGUACCUUGAUUCUUGAUUUAAUUUGAUGGGGGUUUGCUUGAGCUCCCAAAUUAAAGCUGAGAGCCCAUGGAACGCAGGGUUGAGUUCAAAAGAUGUUAGCACAGAUAGGAAUGAUCAUAGCAGAAGUGGCAAGGUCUCAUCAGCUUCUGCGCCCCCAACUCCUAGGAGCGAAGGUGAGAUCUUGCAGUCUUCCAAUCUGAAGAGCUUCAACUUUUCUGAUCUCAAGACGGCCACAAGGAAUUUUCGUCCCGAUAGUGUCCUAGGAGAAGGUGGUUUUGGUUUGGUUUUUAAGGGUUGGAUUGAUGAGCAUUCAUUUAGUGCUGCCAAGGCUGGAACUGGACUGGUUAUUGCUGUGAAAAAGCUUAGCCAAGAGGGUUUCCAAGGGCACAAGGAGUGGUUGGCUGAAGUAAAUUAUCUGGGACAACUUUAUCAUCCUCAUCUUGUGAAGUUAAUUGGUUAUUGUUUGGAGGAUGAACACCGGCUUUUGGUGUAUGAGUUCAUGCCUCGUGGCAGCUUGGAAAAUCAUUUAUUUAGGAGAGGGUCUUACUUUCAGUCUCUUUCUUGGAAUCUCCGGUUGAAGGUUGCUCAUGGUGCUGCGAAAGGGCUUGCAUUUCUUCAUAGUGCUGAAAAUAAAGUUAUAUAUCGAGACUUCAAGACUUCUAACAUUUUACUUGAUUCAAGUUACAAUGCGAAGCUCUCUGAUUUUGGGCUGGCCAAGGAUGGGCCAAUAGGUGAUAAGAGUCAUGUGUCUACCAGAGUUAUGGGUACCUAUGGAUAUGCAGCUCCAGAAUAUCUAGCCACAGGUCAUUUGACCACCAAGAGUGAUGUCUAUAGCUUUGGAGUUGUUUUGUUGGAGAUGUUAUCUGGAAGGAGAGCAAUUGAUAAAAAUCGGCCCUCUGGAGAACACAAUCUUGUGGAAUGGGCUAAACCCUAUUUGGCAAACAAACGAAAGAUUUUUCGUGUCCUAGACAAUCGUCUUGAAGGGCAGUAUUCAAUGGAUGUUGCCUAUAAAGCAGCUAUGCUUGCAUUGCGAUGCCUAUCCAUAGAACCCAAGCUCCGACCAAACAUGGAUGAGAUUGAGGCAUUGCUGGAGCAGCUGCAGGAUUCCAAAGAAACUGGAAGCACUAACAACCCUUCAAGCAAUGCACCUAGGAUUCAUAGACGAAGUGCAGAUAAUGCUAGUGGUGGAAGGAGCGUGGCUGCUUACCCAUGUCCCUCUGAUUCCCCUCUUUCUGCGUGAAAAUGGAAUGAACUUGAUGAAAGCUGCAUCUCUCUAUAGCUCAAUACAAUGCAGACGGGUUAGCAACGGUUAACAACUAUCUCAGUGAAUCCAAGGGAUUCAAGUAAAAGUGUACUUGUCAAGUGACUCUGCAAUUCAUGUUUCGGUCAAUGUAUUCAAAAAUCAACCUUCUGCUGACUAACUUCUUGGUUAGCUUGUGAUAUGAGUUCCCACAUUGUUGCUCCUCUUAGAUCUACAAAAGUGCGAGACUUACUUAAGCAGCCUUUCAAAAAAACAGAAAAAGAAAAAAAGAAAAGAAGAAAGAAAGAAGCAGCUUAAUCAGGGAUGCAAGUGCUCUUGUAUUACGAGUUUGGUCUUUUCUUUCCCGGUUUGGAUUGUUGUAUUUGAUAUAUAUGUAUAUUCUCAGAUGGAUCAGUGAUCAUCCUUUAGAUGUACUGCUGUGUUAUAAUAGAGAUAAUUUGUUUCUUUUUA